Messenger RNA from Necator americanus (New World hookworm), 636 nucleotides. RefSeq lists its product as uncharacterized. The record is from RefSeq and is a predicted model, not a curated record. The transcript is spliced from 4 exons. Lineage: Eukaryota; Metazoa; Nematoda; Chromadorea; Rhabditida; Ancylostomatidae. Bases 1 to 636 code for a protein of 211 amino acids.
AUGGGAUUGGCCACAGAUGUCACGUCAACUAUUGUGAUAGGAACUGCAUCAUCAACAUACCAACGAGUCUGGUAUAACAAAUAUGCCCGUAUAACAAAUGUACCAGCGAAAGUGAGUGCAUUGGAUUACGAGUCGGACUCGGAGCGAGCAGGUGGGUGGGGGAAGAUGAAGGAGGACGCUGUAGGGAUGAAUGAGUCCAUGCCUGAGGGAAACAUGGAAUCCUUGGCGACAAACAUCCGUCUCGUUACACUAAACUGCCUGUCGCUGUCAAGUGAACUCCAGCAAGCCGCUCUAUCCAGACUUCUGAAUGCUGCGUUGCAGAAAACACGCAUCAAGGAUCGCGCUCUCAUCAGCAUCGACAAUUACACCAUCUACUGCCGCGAUGCUGAUGAAAGGAAAGUCGGAGGCUGUGCAAUAGCUGUUAGGAACGAUUACAACAACCUGGUGGAGGAGUUUGGAUUAACAUCGUCAAGAUGUGCCUUGUACGACUGCAGGAUCGCAGUGAACUCAAACUCUGGAUCCAAAGAGAACCGUCUGAGAAAGAGGUUGUGUCGUCAGCUGAAACGUGAUCGUGAAAACGAAUGGACGUCAAAAACGAAGGAGUUUGAGAAGGAGUGGGAGGACAAGAACCCCUGA